AUGAAGCUAAUAUUAUGUACUAUAAUAACUAUAAGCUUACUCUAUCAAGCUGCGGAUGCCAAGAAGUACUCCGUAUAUCGUCUACAACCUCAAAAUGAAGAUGAACUCCAAUUUCUUCAGUCAGUAAGAAUGAGAGACUCAAAGGUUGACUUUUGGAAAGCUCCAACUGAGUUAGGCAAAGAGGUUCAUAUAAUGAUAGAUGAUGAUGUAACAGGAAAAACCUUGUUGGACAAGCUCGAUGAGAAGAAUAUCACUCGCUCUGUUAUGAUUGACAACGUUCAAGAGGUCAUCGAGAAGCAGGAAAAGAAACAUAACGAUAUCAAGAACCAAUUCCGAUUGAGAGAUUGGAGAGAAGGCAGAGUUCAAUUCAACUUGGCUCAAUAUCACUCCUUUGCUGAUGUUAUUAACUAUAUGAAUGCUUUGGCUAUUACAUACCCAGAGAGAGUGUCUGUCCAACCAAUUGGAACCACUCAUGAAGGACGUCAGAUUCCUCUCAUUAAGAUCACCAACAAGCGCAUACCAGGGGAAAAGAAAGUUAUUUGGGUUGAUGGAGGAAUACACGCUAGAGAAUGGGUUUCACCAGCCACAGUGCUAUACUUCAUUCAUCAGUUAGUCACGCAGUACGAUAAUGAUGCUCAGAUUAGACAGUUCGUUGAUCAACUUGAAUGGAACAUCGUCCCACUCUUGAAUCCUGACGGUUAUGAGUACUCUAGAAGCAGUUCUGAUCCAGAAAUCAGAUUGUGGAGAAAGAAUCGUUCACCAGCUAAAUGCACAACUCAGACAACUGGUUUAUUUGCCAGACCACAAACCUCAUGCUGCCAAGGUGUUGACUUGAAUCGUAACUUCGAUUGGUUCUUCGGACAAGUUGGUUCCUCAACGGACCCUUGUUCUGAAAUUUAUCAAGGUGCUUACGCUUUCUCUGAACCUGAAACAGCAGCUGUUCGUGAUUUCGUUCAACGACAUCCCGUCACGACUUUCCUUACAUUCCAUUCUUAUUCACAGAUUUUGAUGUACCCAUUCGGUCAUCAAGUAAGAACAUACUCUAAUGAUCUGAACGAUUUGCGUUCAACUGCUCUUUCAGCUUCUCAAGCUCUUCGUAGAUUAUAUGGAACAAAUUAUAAAGUAGGAACGGGAGCUGAUACUUUAUAUCCCGCUUCUGGAGGUUCCGAAGAUUGGGCUAAAGGAAAAGGACACGCAAAAUACUCAUUCCUCUUCGAAUUGAGACCUGAAGAACAAGUAUGGGAUGGAUUUUUACUUCCGGAAAAUCAGAUCAUGCCAACAGCCCGUGAAACAUGGGAAGCCGUUAAGGUGAUAGCGGCCCAGACACUGGCUCAAAAAACGUUUAUAUCACGAUCACCAGCUAAACGUACACAACAGCAGUGUGUGGAUAAGGAUACAUUAUGCUCAAGCUGGGCACAAGGUGGAGCUUGUGAUAGCUGGCCAGAUAUGAAGAGCAGAUGUCCACGAUCAUGUGGAGUGUGCUAG
Molecule: messenger RNA, 1485 nt
Organism: Auanema sp. JU1783
Lineage: Eukaryota; Metazoa; Nematoda; Chromadorea; Rhabditida; Rhabditidae
Source: the annotation of a GenBank genome assembly